CUUUUCCUCGACAUCAGCCCUCUCUUCUCUCUUAAACAAAAGUCUCUCUUGGAUAGACCGCUGCAACAGAUAGACGUGACCAUGGCAGGCUCGUCGCCCAGCAUCGCAGCAGCAGCAAGUCUAGAUGGCGAUUCCGCCACCCAGCGCGACGCGUCAGCUUCAACUUCAGUAUCAGCUUCGGCAUCGGCAUCGGCGUCGGCGUUCUCGCUCCAGAACAUCCUAGGCGAGAACCACGACACGGUCGAGCACCCCAAGUACCAGGAGCAGCUCGAUGCCAGCGGCAGUGUGCCGGCGGCGGGGUGGGACGAGGAGGGCACGGAGCAUGUCGCGCCUGAGGGGUUUUGUGUUGAGUGUGAGGAUCAGCCCGCGCAGCUGCACUGCGAGGCGUGCGCGGAGAGGUUCUGCGAGGUGUGCUUCGCGGCGCUGCACAGGAAAGGAACGCGCAAGGCGCACGCGACCAAGGCGCUCGAGUACGAGGAGCCUGCGCGCAAGAAGGCGAAGACGGAGGUUGGGGGAGGGGAGGAUAAGGAGGUGCGUGUGAAUGGAGAAGACAUCGCGAUGAACUCGGACGAGGAACUCGAGAUGCUGGUAUCCCAGCCACCCGCCGCAAGCACCAGCACCGCCGUUCUCAGCCCACAGCCCUCGGCCGGUGCAGACGCUGGCAAAGCGGGCGACUGGUUCCUCGAGCGCGCGAAAUACAUCCCCCUGCGGUUAACGCUCUCCGAGCGCAAGUUCCUGCGCCUGCUCGAGGCCGCGCUGCAGGUCAGCGAGUACACGGACCGGAUCGACACCCUCGGCUUCGGGCUGAGCAAGGCCAAGCGGAUCGUGCAGCAGAUCCGCGAGCUGUGCGCGAUCCUGUCGGGGUUGGUGCUCAGCGCAGACUACAAGGCGGGGCAGGAGCUGUUCCAGGACCGCGAUUUUGCGAGCAACGAUGUGUUUUAUCAGCAGAUAUUCGAGCUGGGGAGGCGGCACAAGAUUAUGAACCCGGAUAAGAUGCGGACGACGUAUGGGAAGCUGAUAUACCUUCUUCAGGACAGCCAAACGCCCGAGGUGAAGGACCUGCUCAGCUUCUCGUGCGUGAAGCCGAUCAAGACGGUGUACAGCGUCCUCGAGGAGCACGGCGCGCUCGCGCUGCUCACGGACGACCUCAUCCUCGCCGCGACGCGCGAGAUCUACGCCGAGGGCCGCACGCGGCGCGACGUCCAAAAAGAGAUCCGCAUCAAGGAGCGCGCGAUCGAGACGCUCGGUGCGCGCUACGCCCGCGACGGGCUCGACGAGGAGAAGGUCAAGCAGUGUUUGUACAGUAUUGGGGACAACCACGCGUUUUUGAGGACGAAUCGCGACCCGUGUGAGAGGAUGAUUGAGUAUCUGAAGGAGCACUUUCAUCCAACGCAGGCGACGAGUGGGAAGGCGAGCUUGGCGAUUAGGAGCGGGAAGGGCGGGGCGCGGCUGAGCCAUGACCAUGCGCGGCAGUAUGCGUAUGUGCUGCAGAGUCUGACGCUGUGGAGGGAGAUUCUGCACGAUAUGUUCAGACUGUGGUCGCUGGCCGAGCAGGAUCUGCUCUCCGAGAACGUCCCUUACCGCCUGCGCGACACUGGACAGGGCCUGAACCGCGUACAAGCCGCGCCGAAGACCUCGCGCAUGAUGCAUGCCAUUCUCGACAAGGCGCAGCAGAGCGUCGGCUCCUGGGUCGGCUCCUCCGCCAUCCACAUGGGCGACCACAACGUGCCCAACGCGCUCAUGUUCAUCGACAAAUACUCGCAGAUCUACCGCAUCCUCCUGCCCAUCUGCAACACGCUCGCGCAGAUCCCAGCGCUCGCCGACGUGCCCGCGCUGCGGUCGUACAUCGAGGACGAGUUCGGGUCGCCCGAGGCGUGCGCGCGCGAGAUCCUGGGCGACUUCUUCAGGCACGGAUUCGACGGCUCGGGCGCGGACAACUUUUUUGACGCGGGGUCGUGCAUCGACGGGCGGCUGACGAGCGCGUGGAACUGGUGCUCGAAUCUGGAGAAGAAGCGGUAUUUUCAUGUGUUUUUGCUUACUGGUUUCGUGGGGUUCGAUGGGGACUGGUAGCCGUGCUUGGCGAAUGGGGUGCUGUGUUGGUUUACACGGAUGUCCUUUGUGGGAGAGCCUUUGUAGCGGUGUUUCUCCAGCCGUAGUGUUACUGCUUAAUUGCAAUGCUGCUGAUAAU
This is a messenger RNA of Coniophora puteana RWD-64-598 SS2, 2188 nucleotides long. RefSeq lists its product as uncharacterized. The coding region runs from base 82 to 2070 and encodes 662 amino acids. Gene Ontology annotation, molecular function: zinc ion binding. The transcript has 7 exons. The record is from RefSeq and is a predicted model, not a curated record. Lineage: Eukaryota; Fungi; Basidiomycota; Agaricomycetes; Boletales; Coniophoraceae.